AUGGUGUUUCCAUAUUUGAACCCGUUGCGCUGGAUCCGUGACCAUAAGAACGGUCGGAUGCGCAGCAGCUUCGGUGAGCCGCUAAUGACCCAUGACUCGGCGACUCACACUGAUGAAACUGAAGCCAUGGAUGUCGACAAUGUCAACACGGACACAAAUACCCAGACCCCUGGUGUAAAGAACAUCCCCAACCCCUCGUUGAACGAUGAGGAAAAGAUCCUGGCCAUGGUUGCCGACGAAAAUGAACACUUUGGCGAUGACGAGGGUCUCGAGACGAUUUCAACGGACGGCGACGUGCUGCUAGGGGCAAUGGCUCCCUUUCGCAGAACCUCCAGCAAAGGAAAGAAACGCCGGCGCUCUCGCUCUCCUGGAAACGCAUCGCUGAUCUCGCACCUUGCUGCCCGGAAGCUUCCUCGCAUGGGCACUCGGCCUAUCCAAAAAAUGACUUUCAAAAGGUCUUCUCCACCAAAUUCGCCAACGCGUAAAAACUCUAUUGGUCGUCGCCCAAUAAUCGCCACAAAUCCUCGGUUCCGGCCUAGACAUGACUCCGAUGCAUCCUCCGGAAGUUCAGCUUACGGUAGUCACAAUGGCUCUUAUAAGCUAGACCUACCGGCUGAUGAUACGAUGCCUUCGGACGAAAGCUCUAGGAGGUCACCUACGUCACCAUUCGCGCUUUUCCGCUCCUACUUCAGCAAAUCGGGCUCUCCGUUCUCCAUCGAGUCUAACUCUUCGGGUUACGCAUCGGUCUUCUCCCACUCUCCAUCACCACUGACUACAUCGUCUACGGGACUUUUCUUCAGUUCCAGCGAUGGCUCGCGCUCUCCCUUCAGAAAAGGCGUUUCGCCUUCCAAGCCAUCACGAUCUGCACAACGCCAUCAGUCGAAAUUCGAGACUGUGAUUGAGGAAAGCGAAUCUGAGCGCAGCACAUCUAAAUUGCCGCAGAUGGAGCAACCAAGCACACAACCGUCGACCAGCUUCGCUUCUCAAUCGCCCGAUAUCGGAGACGCUAGUGGGGUGCGUCGUAGCUCGCGAACCCGUCGUCAAGCCGUGCCUUUCGGUGAUGUUGUUGGUGAUUGGGCGAAGAAGAAAACUAUGCCGUUGCGGCACUUCGUCGGGAACAAAUCGCUGAAAAAGGACAAGCAGCAUACGGGCCAGCAU
Molecule: messenger RNA, 1158 nt
Organism: Mesorhabditis spiculigera
Lineage: Eukaryota; Metazoa; Nematoda; Chromadorea; Rhabditida; Rhabditidae
Source: the annotation of a GenBank genome assembly